AGGUCUUAGUAACUUGAGUGAACAUUGUUCUAGAUAGAUAUAGAGAGAGAGAGAUGGAGUACUGGCUGAGGAAGAGCGGCAUAGCAACGCCGGCGGCGGCGAUUGCGGUGGUGUGUGCAGUAUUAGUGUUGCUACCACCGCAAGUGUCAUCGGUUCGAUAUAUAGUUGGGGGGAACAAAGGCUGGACCAGCAAUGUAAACUACACUAUCUGGGCACAGGACAAGCAUUUCUACACAGAAGACUGGCUCUUCUUUGUUUAUGACAGAACUCAAACGAACGUACUAGAGGUAAACAAAACGGACUAUGAGAACUGUAAUUCUGAUCAUCCUCUCCAUAACUGGACAACUGGAGCUGGAAGAGAUGUGGUUCCUCUUAAUGUGACUAGGCAUUUUUACUUCAUUAGUGGAAAAGGGUACUGUUAUGGAGGCAUGAAAUUGGCUGUUCUUGUUGAGAAAAUGCCACCGCCGUCGGCUCCAAUACACGCUAAGGGCGGUGCAGACCGUGUUUCCUUUUUUCAAGGACAGAUUAUCAUACCUUCUUUCUUAGCUAUUGCAGCUGUAUGGGAUUCAUUUGUCAGGUUCUGCUAGCCCAACAAUUUCAAAAGUGUGUGUGUUUGUGAUUUGAUUUGAUUAUUACAUUAUAUUAAUUCCUUCUUAAUUAGUUUAUUUGAUGGAUUUUAAGUACCCAUUAAUGUUAUAUACUCUAUUUUCUUUCUAAAUAUGAUUGAUUGAUG
This is a messenger RNA of Impatiens glandulifera, 733 nucleotides long. Its product is annotated as lamin-like protein. Gene Ontology annotation, cellular component: plasma membrane. Gene Ontology annotation, molecular function: electron transfer activity. Bases 54 to 587 code for a protein of 177 amino acids. The transcript is spliced from 2 exons. NCBI's taxonomy places the organism in Eukaryota, Viridiplantae, Streptophyta, Magnoliopsida, Ericales, Balsaminaceae. The record is from RefSeq and is a predicted model, not a curated record.